UGGAAAAAGAAAAUUGUGUUAUAUAAAUUGUGAGAGAGGAUUCGGAAGAAAUAAUGAAAGCUGCUCUUGAAAUUAAAAGCCAGUAAUAUUAAUUUAGAGAUAUUAAAUUUGAGUUCUUUAUUGAAGUGUUAUAUUGUGCAUGAAUGUGAACUAGUUUUGUACAGAUACGGUAGCUGUCGUGUUCUUGAGAUAAUCGUCCUUCUCUCCUCCCUCAAAUUCCCCUUAUUGUCCUCCUCCUCUGUUUCUUUCUUUUUUUAAUAUACUCUAAUAUCUAUUUUAAUAUCGCUUUGAGUUCACGCUUACCAAAUUAUUAAUCACAGAUGUUAACUAGCUAUAUGGGUUUCCUAAAAUCUUGGUAAAUUUUGAUUGCGUGAAGGGCAUGUUUGGCUCCUGAGAAAAUUGGAAGCAACUCUUUUCUUGGGUUGAGCAUGAUCCUUAUGUAAUUCUCAGAAUUUAUGAUACUUUCGGUUUACUUCUUUCGGAAUGCUGAUGCUGAUGCGGAUGCUUUUACACAGCUAAAGUUGAAUAAAGUUGCUCUGAAAUUGGUGCAAGAUUGAAGGUAAAGAAAAGCGGAAAUAUCUGAAUUUAAUAAUCUCAGCAAAAAGAACAUUGGAUCAGAAGAAGAUCGAAUUGCCACAAAACAAAGAAAUGGCAACUCAAGUGGAGCCUCCAAAUGGAAUUAGGCCUCGAGGGAAACACUAUUACACAAUGUGGCAAACUGUAUUUGAAGUUGACACAAAAUAUGUUCCAAUUAAACCUAUUGGAAGAGGAGCAUAUGGUGUGGUUUGUUCCUCAGUGAAUAGGGAGACUAAUGAGAGAGUUGCUAUCAAGAAGAUCAAUAACGUGUUUUCGAAUAGAAUUGAUGCGCUGAGAACACUAAGAGAAUUGAAGCUUUUGCGGCACAUUAGGCAUGAGAAUGUGAUUGCUUUGAAGGAUGUGAUGAUGCCUAUUCAUAGAAGCAGUUUCAAGGAUAUUUAUUUGGUUUAUGAGUUGAUGGAUACAGAUCUUAACCAUAUCAUUAAGUCGUCGCAGCCUUUAUCCAAUGACCAUUGCAAGUAUUUUCUUUUUCAGCUCCUUCGUGGCUUGAAAUAUCUCCAUUCAGCUAACAUUCUCCACCGGGACUUGAAACCUGGGAAUCUCCUUGUGAAUGCUAACUGUGAGUUAAAGAUUUGUGACUUUGGACUGGCUAGGACUAGCAGAGACAAUGGGCAGUUUAUGACUGAAUAUGUAGUCACUCGUUGGUAUCGUGCACCAGAGCUCCUUCUUUGCUGUGACAAUUAUGGAACAUCCAUUGACGUCUGGUCUGUUGGAUGUAUCUUUGCGGAAAUCCUUGGACGGAAGCCUCUCUUCCCAGGAACUGAGUGCCUUAACCAGCUUACACUUAUUCUCAAUAUCCUUGGUAGCCAGCCGGAAGCUGAUCUCCAUUUCAUUGAUAACCAAAGGGCGAAAAGAUUCAUCCGAUCACUUCCUUUUUCGCGAGGAACUCACUUUUCUUCUCUCUUCCCUCAGGCUGAUCCUUUAGCAAUAGAUUUAUUGCAGCGAAUGCUGGUUUUUGAUCCCUCUAAGAGAAUAACAGUUACAGAAGCUCUUUAUCACCCUUACCUAUCAAGUCUUUAUGAUCCAACGUGCAACCUUCCCGCUCAAUUCCCUCUUAAUCUGGAUAUCGAUGAGAAUAUGGCAGAACCAUUGAUUCGGGAGAUGAUGCUGAGAGAAAUCCUUCAUUACCAUCCUGAAGCAGCUUACAUCAACACAUUUUACUAGUUUCUGUCUACUUAGACUAUUUUCACAUCUGCUUGGGACACAAAAGUAGAGGACCUAAGCAAAGAAUAGUAAGUUAAACCUUUUUUGAUUCUGUAUUAUGAGAAAUAUACUCAGUUAAGUCGUUUUGUGCACUUGGAAUCAUUUGGAGCAGCAAGGUGAUCAAUAUGAGGAUCACUUUAGGUUAUAAUUUGGUGACUUCAUUUCAUCAUCUUUACUUUUAUUAUUAUUACUCCAUCAUGUGAUGAUGGGAAAUAUUUUUUUGGUGUGUGUUGAUCUGAGGACUAAAUCAGGCAACCUAUUCAUCCUGUUUCUGGACCCUGGACUAGACUUCUUCUUGUAAGCUGUACAUAAUUUAUGGGCUAAGCUUCCCAUUUUAUUUUCAGCUUGA
Molecule: messenger RNA, 2149 nt
Organism: Nicotiana attenuata
Lineage: Eukaryota; Viridiplantae; Streptophyta; Magnoliopsida; Solanales; Solanaceae
Product: mitogen-activated protein kinase 7-like
Exons: 3
Coding region: 649-1761 (370 amino acids)
Biological process (GO): intracellular signal transduction; protein phosphorylation
Cellular component (GO): nucleus; cytoplasm
Molecular function (GO): ATP binding; MAP kinase activity
Source: RefSeq, a predicted model, not a curated record